CUCCGAGGAAGUAACCCUCAGAUUAACUCGGGGGAUUAACAUUUUCUGGAGAAAGUCCCGUAGGUCCGGGCGCGCUCCCUCCGGUGCCAGAGCGGACCCCCGGCGCGGCGCUCGGUGGAAGUGGAAGCUCCAUGCGCCCGUUUCCGCGUUGCACCUCCUGGCGUUCCCCGCGGAGGUGGCGGAGGAGCGGACGAACCGGUCGAGCUGGUAGUCUUUCUCGGGAUAGCAGCGGCACGAGCGUCAUGUUUCGGUGCACUCCGCCGGCCCAGCGCGCGCUACCGGAGCCAAACCGAUCCCGAUGACGAUGGAGGGCUGCUGCCGCUCCUGCAUGCCAUGUUGCCGCCGACUUUGGGACUGGAUAUGGCCCGAAUUCCGCUACCCGAACGUGCCAAACCACCACGGCAGCAGCAACGGCGCGACGGUCCUCGAGAACCCGGGAGCCGCGGAGAUACGCACCGUCUCCGGGGACCUCCGAGUGCCCGCCCCGGUCCAGAUCCCGGUUCCGUCCCCGCAGAAGAAGCCCGCGCAGCUCUACCAGGCGCUGUACGACUUCGAGGCGCGGAGCAACGACGAGCUGUCCGUGCGCGGCGGGGAUAAGCUCUCCGUGAUCGAGAAACGCGGGGACUACGUGCUCGCCAAGAAGCUGACCGGGAGCCUGGAGUCCGGACUCAUCCCCGCGAACUACGUGGCUCUGCUGCAGGACGAGUUCGCCAAACACAAGUGGUACUAUGGAAACAUCAACAGAGUCAAAGCCGAGAAGCUGCUGCUGGCGUCGCAAAACAAAGACGGCUCCUUCCUGGUGCGGAUCAGCGAGAGCCACAGCAACGAGUACACCAUCUCAGUUCGCAGUGAGGGGAAGGUGUUCCACUUCCGGAUCCAGCGCUCGGUGAUCGGGGCGUACCUGGUGUCAGAGAAGAUCUCCUUCGCCACACUGGGGGAGCUCAUCUCGUAUUACCAGAAGAACCCGCGGAGUCUGGGGGUGCUGCUGCAGGAGCCCUGUGCCCAGCAGAGAGAGCUGUUCGACAUGGAGCCCUGGGAGCGACCUCGGGAGGAGUUUAAGCUGUACAAGAAGCUCGGGGAGGGGCACUUCGGGCAGGUGUGGGAGGCUCUGUGGACCACGCAGAACAAGAAGGUGGCCAUCAAGACUCUCAAACAAGAGGACACGAAGCAGGACGAGUUUGUGAAGGAGGUGACGGCUCUGAAGAACCUGCACCAUCCCAAACUGAUCCAGCUGCUGGCCAUGUGCUCCAGAGGAGAACCUGUGUACAUCGUGACUGAGCUCAUGAGCAAAGGCAGCCUCAAGUCCUACCUCGACUCUCCGGAGGGCCAGGUCCUGACCUCGGCCCACCUCAUCUACAUGGGCAGUCAGGUGGCAGAGGGCAUGGCGUACCUGGAGGACCGCAGCAUCGUGCACAGAGACCUCGCCGCUCGGAACAUCCUGGUGGGAGACGACCUGGUUUGUAAAGUGGCUGAUUUCGGACUCGCUCGCAUCAUCAAGGACAGCGUGUACACAGCCAGUCGCAGCACUAAGAUCCCGGUGCGCUGGACGGCUCCCGAAGCCGCUCUGCACCAGAGGUUUUCGGUGAAGUCUGACGUCUGGUCCUUUGGGGUCCUGCUGUACGAGAUGAUGUCCAGAGGGAAGACGCCGUAUGAAGGUAAGAGUAACAAAGAGGUCCUGGACAUGCUGAGCUCAGGGUACCGUCUCUCCUGCCCCACGCGCUGUCCUCCAAACAUCUACCGCAUCAUGCUGGACUGCUGGGCCCUGGAACCCUCCAAGAGACCCUCCUUCCACGCCCUGCACAGCCAGCUCGACAGCAUCUACGCCAAAAUCUACUUCAAAACCAUCGAGGUAUAGCAUCGGGAGACCGGCGACGGACUAGAGACCGAGAGAGAGAGAGAGGAAUCCACUGUGCUUCCUCACGCCAAAAGGAGAACGGGAGAGAACACGAGAACUGAGGAAAUGUCCGUUGAGAAUAGGACUUUAAACCACGAAGCUGUGACGAGAGCAUUGGAGCUGAAGUGGACGGAAUGCCUUUUGUGGAGCGCAUUUCGGACGGAGAUCGGGAGACGGAGAAACGUCCCGAGGCCCCGUUCAGACUUUGCUUUAAAAUCUUUGGAUACUACGGGUCGUUUAAUCACGGAUUUCAACCGCUGCUAUGUCCGUAUGGAAUCAAUUUUGAGUCAUGAAGUUCGAAGACACUUUUAAAACAUCAAGCAAAAAAAUGUCAAUCAAAAUACCAAAUAAAAAAAUAUAUAUAUAUAAUAAAAUAAGAUAUAAAUAAAAUAAAAAAAAUAAAAAUAAAUAUAUAAAUAAAUACAAAUAAAUAAAUACAUAAAUAAAUACAAAUAAAAUAAAAUAUAUAAGAUUGCAGUCAAAUUAUUUGCGUCUUUGCCUCUUUUAUUUUUGUCUUUCUCAGUUUUGUCUGAUUGGUUUUCUUUGGUUCUGAUUCUUCUUCUCGUUUGACUUUUUGGUGCAGUUUUGGCACAAUCGUGACAGGUGGGCGGGGUUUCCAUGGGCGCAUUCCCAUCGGCUCAUUUACGUUUGACGGACAGCUGAGCUCGGACGUUUCCUGGUGAAGUUUUUGGUGCUCAGAGGUUUUCUAACAUUCAACGUUCUAUGGUGGACAAAGUUUUCUGUGUUUCAGUCGCCAAAACUUCACCAGUAAAACGUCCACAACGGCUUCAGGAGCUCCGAGCUCAGCUGUC
Messenger RNA from Boleophthalmus pectinirostris (great blue-spotted mudskipper), 2706 nucleotides. It is a transcript of the gene srms, whose product is annotated as src-related kinase lacking C-terminal regulatory tyrosine and N-terminal myristylation sites. Gene Ontology annotation, biological process: protein phosphorylation; cell differentiation; innate immune response. The transcript is spliced from 8 exons. Gene Ontology annotation, molecular function: non-membrane spanning protein tyrosine kinase activity; ATP binding; signaling receptor binding. Gene Ontology annotation, cellular component: extrinsic component of cytoplasmic side of plasma membrane. Lineage: Eukaryota; Metazoa; Chordata; Actinopteri; Gobiiformes; Gobiidae. The coding region runs from base 299 to 1855 and encodes 518 amino acids. The record is from RefSeq and is a predicted model, not a curated record.